Molecule: messenger RNA, 672 nt
Organism: Conger conger (European conger)
Lineage: Eukaryota; Metazoa; Chordata; Actinopteri; Anguilliformes; Congridae
Gene: uqcr10
Product: cytochrome b-c1 complex subunit 9
Exons: 2
Coding region: 123-320 (65 amino acids)
Biological process (GO): mitochondrial electron transport, ubiquinol to cytochrome c
Source: RefSeq, a predicted model, not a curated record
AGUCUCUCUGGUCAAGGGUGAUUUGGGAGCAAAUCGGCUGAUUGCACGAGAUCACGUGUUGGCAUCACAGGCGGCGCUUUAGUUUUUCCCCAGCAUAGCGCUUCCGAUCUGCGGCAACAAAAAUGGCGAUAACAGGCGCUGUCUACAAUUUGCUCUUCAGGAGAACCUCUACCUUUGCCAUUACCAUAAUGGUGGGAGCAGUUUUCUUCGAGAGAAUGUUCGAUCAAGGUGGAGACGCGAUAUUCGAAGAAAUUAAUCGUGGGAAACUCUGGAAGCACAUCAAACAUCGAUACGAGAACACGGAAGACGCCGACGAGUAAUGCGAUGAUGCGACUGACCGUCCCUUUGGCGUCUUUGUUUUUCCGGACGAAAGUUUUGGUGCUCCGCCACAUCAACCUGGUCCAUCAAGAGGGACGCGGGACUAAAUGUCUUUCUGAAUAUCUUGUCACCGACACCACCACCGCUCAAAUCAACGGAAAACAAUGCCCAUCCGCCUUCUUUGGAUUAAAUUAUUUUUUAAAUAAAGUGUAAUUGAGUCUAUGUUCAGUUAUGCUUUCGUUAUUAAAUGUUAGCUGUAUGAAUACUGUAUUGAAUUGUAUUAAGGCACUUCUCAACUGUCAAAAUGCCUGUUUGUCACCCAUACCAUGUAAGGGAUUAAACCUGUAUUGAUUA